Messenger RNA from Dreissena polymorpha, 5406 nucleotides. RefSeq names its product methionine synthase reductase-like. Gene Ontology annotation, biological process: homocysteine metabolic process. Bases 27 to 2537 code for a protein of 836 amino acids. The transcript has 14 exons. Gene Ontology annotation, cellular component: cytosol. Gene Ontology annotation, molecular function: FMN binding; [methionine synthase] reductase (NADPH) activity; flavin adenine dinucleotide binding. NCBI's taxonomy places the organism in Eukaryota, Metazoa, Mollusca, Bivalvia, Myida, Dreissenidae. The record is from RefSeq and is a predicted model, not a curated record.
ACGGACAGAGAAGCAGUGAGGGUGCAAUGCCAGUGAUAUUGAACAACCGUUUUCUCCUUCUGUACGGAUCUCAGACUGGCCAGGCUAAAGCCAUUGCAGAGGAUAUAGCAGAGAAAGCAGAGGCUAAGGGUCUCCAUGCGGACAUACAUUGCCUCAGCCAGACUGAAAAGAAGUUCAAAAUAGAGCGCGAGUCCUGCGUGGUGUUGGUGAUAUCUACGACAGGCGACGGUGAACCCCCAGACACUGCCCUCAAGUUUGUACGACACCUGAAGAAGAAAACGCUCAAGAAUGACUACCUAUCUACACUGAACUACACUCUUCUAGGCCUAGGUGACUCCAACUACACAAACUUCUGCAACUGCGGCAAGACUUUGAACCAGAGGCUCCUGGAACUGAGCGCCAAACCAUUCUACCCGCCCGGAUGGGCAGAUGACGCAGUGGGAUUAGAAGUUGUUGCUGAACCUUGGAUAGAAAACUUGAUUCCAGCAAUCACACAUUUUCUAAAACUGCCUCUAGAUAAUAAUCAAUCUGCUAGGUCAAGUACUGAAAUUGUUCCACAUAUUAUCAGUGAGAUCAGGGUUACCAGUGAAUCUAGUUCAAAUAGUGAUACACUUAUUCAAGAUGACGACAUAAUUUCUGUAAAGAUCAUUAAUUGCAAGAACGUGUCAAAUGCAAAUAACGAACGUUCUGUUGCAAAUGAUAGUACCAAAGUAGAUUCAGAUAGUAUUGUUUACAAUGGCUUUCCAAAAGAAAGAGCAACAAAUGGGUCACACAUAGAUCUCACUUCUGGUAGUAAGAUUACAGAAAAUACAUCAAUAAGAGACUGUGAGAUAGUAAAUGGACAUAGUUUCAGUGAAAGACUGAACGGAAAUACAUGUGAUAUCUCAUCAGACAAAGUUUCAACUGCAAUCAUGAGUGAUGGUGUUACAGCAAACUCCUUAAAGGGGAAUAAUGCUGUGAACUCUUCAGUUGGAUGUAAGAAAGAAAGUGAUACAGGAAGUUUAAUGAAUUCUGUACCUCCACUAUCAGAGAGUAGCCUUACAGUUCCAAUUCUCUCCCCUGAAUAUCUGAAAGUCGAUUUCUUGGACACAGAAACUGUUAAUGUCGAUGAACUGCCACUUCAAAAUGGCUGCAGUUUCCCGUCUGCUGCAUCUCCAGUUGUCAUGGCAACUGUCCAAUCCAUACGCACCCUUACAGCACCCUCUUCAGUGAAGAAAACACUGGUUGUAACGAUUAGUAUAGCGGGCACUGGGAUCACCUACCGAGCAGGGGAUGCGAUAUCUGUGGUGUGCCCAAACCCACCUGAGGAGGUGGAGGCACUGCUGAAGAGGCUUGGACUACAGGACAAGGCAGACACCCCUAUUCAGAUAUCUGUGAUUGAAGGAACAAAGAAGAAGUCUGCUGCCGUGCCAAAGCAUGUGCCCCCAAAGUGCACUCUACGUCACUUGUUCACCACAUGCUUAGACUUCAGGGAACCCCCAAAGAAGGCCCUGCUGCGUGCGCUGAUUGAGUACACAUCUGACGCGUCACACCAGCGCCGCCUACAGGAGUUGUGCAGCAAGCAGGGGGCAGGGGAUUACACCUGCUUCAUCAGGGAGCCCAGCGUAGGGGUACUGGACCUGCUAGACUGCUUUACUUCCUGUAUGCCACCGGUGACCUGUCUUAUAGAACAUCUUUCCAGACUCCAGCCCCGUCCAUAUUCUGUUUGCACUUCAUCUCGAAGGUAUCCAGAUUCUCUACAGUUUGUGUUCAAUGUUGUGGAGAUACCUGCGGGGAGCGGUCGCAGCUAUCACAGGAAGGGGCUCUGCACAGGCUGGCUAGAGGGUCUCCGGUCAGGAGUCAGUGCAAUGUCUAAGGCAGAGGAUGGCGGUGAUAAUCGGUCAGAAGACAGUAAAUUUUCCAUGACUGGGGAUGGAGACAAAACUGGGUCAGAGGCAAUGAACACUGGUUUUGGUGACUCCGAACAGCUAUCUUUGCAGAUGCAGAACUUGUCCCUUAAUAAUGUAAAGAUCCCCAUCUUUGCACGGACAAAUCAAAACUUCCAUCUGCCUGAUGACCUCACCAUUCCCUUGAUUCUGAUUGGUCCAGGGACUGGAGUGGCUCCAUUGAUUGGCUUCCUGCAGGAGAGGGCGGAGCUAAAGAGAAAAAAUCCAGAGGUCCAUCAUGGGGAAGUCUGGCUGUUCUAUGGUUGCAGGCACAGGGAUAGAGACUAUCUUUUCAGGGAUACGCUAGAGGCCUUUGUGACAUCGGUUGUCACCAGAUUGUGUGUUAGCUUCUCACGUGACGAUCAGCCUGCUGAUGCCCCUCGUUACGUGCAGGGCAACAUGCGUCGUCACGGCAGCGACCUUGUGACCUUGAUACAAGACAAGGGUGCCUGUGUGUACGUGUGCGGCGAUGCCAGGAACAUGGCCAAGGAUGUCAAUGAAGCUUUUGUGGAUAUAUUUGCCGAACAUAAAGGCUUGACCAAAGAUGAUAGCAGUGGACUGUUAAUGAAACUGCGUUUAGAGAAGCGCUACAGAGAAGAUGUGUGGACGUAAAUAUGGAAGUGCAGAAUGGCAAUCUGUUUAAAGUGAUAAUGGGGGAGUAUAUGGGAAAUACAAGGCUGAAUGCACAUUCGGCUAUUAGUUUAUAGACAUUUAUGAGAUCAUGAUAUGAUUACAAGUGAGGUGCUCACAUGUGUUCAUAUGUUUGUAUUUUUAUAUGUUGUCGACUGGUCAUAUAUGUUUAUGCAUUAGCCUUUAUUGUUCUUUUUUGGGUUCAUUAAUAUAGGUUUUAGCUGUGCAAUUGGUAUUGAAUCCUGGUUUGUGAUCAGUUCAUGAGAUUUAAAAUGGUCAAUGAAUGCACAUGGAGUUGUAAAUAAAACUUAUUGAAUUUUUUAAUAAUAAUAAUCUCAUAUAGUGAUUUUUUGAGUUGAUGAGUUAUUUAUUAUGUUAUUAUUUGCCUGAUGUUAUUUAUUUUCUCAUAUGGGCAUUCAUUUAUUGACGAGUCUUAGACUAAGUUAAUAUCAAGUAAGUUAUGGAUUUUUAACAAAAUUUGUGUGCUUGCAAGAGAUGAUUAGGGGUUAUAUGAUUAGUUAAGUGAUUUUUAGAGAAAAAGGUUUCAGAUCUGGUUUUUCCCCAAGGGUCUUAAGAACAGUGGUAUUCAUAUGUCUUAAUUUCCUAAUAAUAAGGGAUACCCCUGUGCCUUAACAUUAAAAAUGUUACCUCUUUUUCUGAAGUUUUAAUUAUGAAACACACCAGUACUAAGCAUAUGUUUGUGUUUUUGCAAAAAAACCUUUAUGUUGGGCAAAUUUAUUUUGUAUUAAAAUGUUGUCUAAGAGUCUUGUAUUCAUAUAAUGGCAACAAAGGAAACAAUUUGUGAGGUGUUGUUGCUUUGUGAUGUGGAAAAAAAACGUUUUUAUAAAUUGUGUAUUUUUUGUCAUUAAUCCAGCUGGAUAGAAGAAGAAUGUUUUAUUUAUAUAUUUUUUUAACUGGUGCUAAGGAUAAAGCAAUGUGACUUGUGUAACAAAUAAUUUGUUUGAGACAUUUUGAUAUGUCGGUUCUUAAAUGCAAGUAAUGCAUGUAUGUCUGAUAGACAGUUUCAAUAGUCUGUACUAGUCAGGUACAAAUACAUGCCAUUACAUGUUUUACAUCAGACAAAAAAUGUGUUUUGUUUUUUUUAUGGAAAAACAAACUAUUGUGUCCUUUUUUGCCAGUGAUAUUGUGAGAUUUUAUUUGUUAAAAUGAUUUUAUUGUCAAGUUGGAUGUGAAAAGCUCAAAAUUGUGAUAACAAUUGUCGAGUGUAUGCGAUAUGACAGUGAAUAAUUGAGAAAACUUAUUAAAAAAACUGAAUGUUGCAUGACAAAGUUACAGAGCAGACAAGCUUGAACAUUCUAAUGCAUGAAAAGGUUAAACUAGUUGAUAUGGAGUGUCAUGUGCAAUAACGAUCUCCCCACUGCAUAGGCCAAGGUCACACUUAAAGAUCAGAGGUUAAAUUGUGGCUAUAAAUCAGCUUGCCCAAACUAUAACUCUUAACAUCCAAAAUUCAAUUUUAAUAUCAUUAAACAUAUAUGUUAACAAUGUUGAAUAAGUGUAAUGUAUGACAAUCAUUGCCCUACAGCAUAAGUCAUAAUUAUUGUUAAAGUGGCCUUGUCACAGAUUUCGGCAUGUAUUGAAGUUUGUUAUUAAAUGCUUUAUUUUGAUAAAUAUACACGUUGGAUCUAAAAAAAACUCAAGUAAAAAAAAAACAAGAAUAAAAGUUUAAGACGAAAAAAAGUAACCCUAACCUGGCUCAAACCACUAACCCCGAAGUAAAAGUCUACCACUUAGAAUACUCGGCCAUCCGUGCUCAUGAUAUGAGAUGAAUUUUAUACUUUAUAUAACCAAUCCUCGUAUUAUCAAACAAUAUAACGACAACAACAGAACUCUCCAAAUCAUUCAAUCGUUUUGCGUUGCAACGCUUUAUAAUUUUCAGGUUUUCAAAUCGUCAAAAGAUGCAUAUAAUUGAUAUUUUAGAGCACAGUAAAUGUUCAGUAUUACUGUUUCCUCACAAAUAAGAUAACUAAAACGAAAAUUUGCAAAUCUGAAACAACUUUUUUUAAUUUUGCCAAUUUACCAAAACGUGAAAAGGCCCCUUUAAAUAAAGAUAAAUUUAAAUUUGGCCAUGAAAAAAGCUUUCGAACAAAUGUUCACUAUGUAGAGAUGAUGUGCUAUUUAAUAGCAUAUAAAGGUCAAAGUUGCCACUGCAUAGGUCUAGGACACUCUUAAAGAGAAAAGGUUAACUUUGGCCUUGAAACAAAUUGUCCAGACUAUAACUUCAUCAUUCAAUUUUAAAACAAUUUAGCAUAAGUGUUCACCAUAUGGAUAUGACCUGUCAUGGUACACGUGUACAAACUGUGACCUUACUUCAAAUGCUAAGGUUACACACACACAGCUUGUCUUUUCUGUAACUUCAUCAUUUUUCAUGCAGUUUAGUGCAAUUUUAAUAUUAACCUUAUGAUGUGUGAAAUAUUCUAUAUCUCAAAGGCUAGGUCUUAAUAAGAGGUCAAAGGUCACACCCAAGUUUUGACUAGUAUUCUACUUUCAAAAAUGACAGUUGUCUGCACUGUAACUUAGUCAUUUAUCAUGAAAUUUAAAAUAAAUAAUUUCAAUGAUUCACUUCCAAUAUACUUCACAUGUUGUCAACGGGCAUCUCGCUAGCAUCGUUGUUUUAUGUCACAUGAUCAUGACAUGUUCUGUGUCACGUUUUAGAAUGGGUACUUUUAAUGAAACAUUGUGUUUUAUACAUGGAAAAUCAUGUUAUAAGAACUUUGAAUGUAAAUUAAUUUGAGUGAUUGUUUCAAUUGUGAUUUGUUUUCUAUUGGUAAGCAGUAUUUUGAUAAAUGAUUGUGUAUUCUCAGUACCAUGUUAUACCAGUUUGUUUUUUUUU